GUGCUGUUUUUCAACAGAGAGAGAUACUGCAGUGCUUUCAAAUGGUUUUCUUUACUACUAGAAGGAGAAUAUCUCUGCAAAAUGGCUGCAGGUGAUGCUUCUGUAUUUAGUAACAAUGACAAGAAAUGUUCUGUUCACGAAGAGACUUUGAAACAGACAGAAAUGUGCAUAAAAGAGGAAGAUAAGUUUGAAACAGGAGAUUCCAAGGCAAACAUUAACAAGCACGGUGAAAAGCAGUUAAGCAUGAUGCAAGACAUAGAAGGUUCUGGAGCUAUUUCAGGUCAUGAACAUGCCAAUUAUGGUAAUUUACCUGAGAAAUCUAGUUGCCUUGAAAGAGACCAAUACAGAAGUGAUGACUGUGAUAAAGAAUUUGAAUAUGAUAUAAAUUUAUGUUGUCAAAAGUUAAUCUGUAGUGGAGUUUAUCAGAAUAGUUCUGUUACAGGUGAUAAAAGUUUCUUGAAGAAUCAUCAUAGUAUCCACACUGAAGAGAAACUAUACAGUUGUGGUAUGUGUGAUAAAAGAUUUCAUAGUAGAAAUGAUUUACGACAACAUCAGAUGGCACACAGUAUAAAUAAAAAGUACAGUUGUAAUGUAUGUGGCAAAGAAUUCAAAACCAAGAGUAACUUUAAAAUACAUCAGAGGAUCCACACUGGAGAGAAACCAUACUCUUGUGAUUGGUGUGGGAAACAGUUUUCAAGACAACAUAACCUAAAAGAACAUAAAAAACUCCACACAGGAGAAAAACCAUAUAAUUGUGAUAUGUGUGGCAAAAAAUACAGAUUACUAGAUAGCUUUAUAAAACAUAAGAGUACACACAAUAUAGGAAAACCAUACAGCUGUGAUGUAUGUGACAAAAAAUUUAAAACUAGAAAUUAUUUAAGGCAGCAUCAGAUGUCACACAAUACAGAGGGAAUGUACAACUGUAAUGUGUGUGGUAAAAAACUCCAAACAAUAGGUAGCCUACAAUUACAUCAGAGAAUCCACACUGGAGAGAAACCAUACACUUGUGAUUGGUGUGGUGAACAGUUUUCAAGAAGAGAUAGACUGUAUGUACAUGAAAUUAUUCAUACAGGUGAAAAACAAUACUGUUGUGAUAUUUGUGACAAAAAAUAUACAAAAAUAAACAGUUUCAGAAAACAUAAGUUGACACACAGUUUACAGGGAAAGUACAGUUGUGAAGAGUGUGGUGAAAAAUUCAGAAAAAAAAUUGAUUUGAGAAACCAUCAUAUUAUUCACACUGGAGAUGAACCAUGUAGUUGUAAUAUCUAUGAUAAAAAAUUUAAAAGCAGAAAUGAUUUAAGACAACAGAGUACACACAGUACAGAGGAACCAUACGGUUGUGGUUGGUGUGGUGAAAAGUUUUCAAGACAAGAUACCCUUAAUGUACAUGAAAUGAUCCACAAAGGAGAGAAACCUUACAAAUGUGAUGUUUGUGACAGAAUAUUCACAAGUGUAAAUAACUUGAGAGAACAUCAAUAUAUACACAUACAGGAAAAGUACAGUUGUGAUGUGUGUGGCAUAAAAUACACAUCAGUAGAGAAUUUGAAAGAACAUCAGAGUGCACAUAAUAUAGAAGAAAAGUAUAGCAGUGAUGCAUUUGAUAAACAAUUUCAAAAUAACUAUUAUUUUACUGAACAUCAGAGGUUGCAUAAUAUGAAGGGACAGUACAGUUGUGAUGUGUGUGACAAAAAACUCAAAACAAUAUAUAACCUUAAAUUACAUCAGAAGAUCCACACUGGAGAGAAACCAUACACUUGUCAUUGGUGUGGAAGAAAAUAUGCUUUGGUAGAUAGUUUUAGAAAACAUCAGAGUACACACAAUAUAGACGGAACAUACAGUUGUGAUGUGUGUGAUAAAAAAUUUAGAAGUAUACAUAAUUUCAGGAAACAUCAUAGGAAACAUAAUGUAGAGGAAAUGCAUGUUUGUGAGGUUUGUGGCAAAAUACUCCAAACAAUAAGUAGCCUUAAAUUACAUCAGAGAAUCCACACUGGAGAGAAACCAUUCAUUUGUGAUCAGUGUGGCGAACAGUUUUCAAGAAAGGAUGCCCUAAAUGUACAUUAUAAAAUGAUCCACACAACAGAAAAACCAUACAGUUGUGAUGUUUGUGACAAAAAAUUCAAAAUAUUAUAUAGCUUCAGAAAACACCAGUUAGCACACACUGUAGAGGGAAAAUAUAGUUGUGAUGAGUGUGGUGAUAAAUUCAAACAUAAAAGUGACUUGAGAAACCAUUGUCGUACACAUACUGGGGAGGAACCGUACAGUUGUAUUCAUUGUGGUGAAACGUUUUCAAGACAAGAUACCCUAGAUAUACAUGAAAUGAUCCACACAGGAGAAAUACCUUACAAAUGUGAUGUUUGUGACAGAAUAUUCACGAGUGCAAAUAACUUGAGAGAACAUCAGUUGUCACACAAUAUAGGAGAAAAAUACAGUUGUGAUGUUUGUGACAAAAAAUUCAAAAUUAUAUAUAGUUUGAGAAAACAUCAGUUAACACACAGUAUGGAAGGUAAGUGCAGUUGUAAUGAAUGUGGUGAAAAAUUCACAAGUGAAAGUAGCUUGAGAAAACAUCAGAGCCUUCACACUAGUAAUGACUUGUACAUUUGUGAAGUUUGUGGUAAAGUAUGUUAUUUUGAAAACAUU
Limulus polyphemus (Atlantic horseshoe crab) is the source of this 2637-nucleotide messenger RNA. RefSeq names its product zinc finger protein 91-like. The record is from RefSeq and is a predicted model, not a curated record. Lineage: Eukaryota; Metazoa; Arthropoda; Merostomata; Xiphosura; Limulidae. The transcript has 3 exons. The annotation marks the transcript as partial.